GUGCGCCUUGGGAGGGAGAAGGACUGUCGCUGUUUAUAAAGGCAGGCGAGCCAGGCAACGGCUCGUCAGUGAGUGAGCACCAUGUCGAACGGUUCGUUUGUGUCCGAGUUCGGCAGGGCGAACCUGAAUGGGGAAACCCCCAUGAAACACCGGGGCCGGAAGGGAGCCCUGAAGAAGAAGAAUGUCUACGCCGUCAAGGAUCACAAGUUCAUCCCCAGGUUCUUCAAACAGCCCACGUUCUGCAGUCACUGCAAGGACUUCAUCUGGGGGUUCGGGAAGCAGGGAUUCCAGUGCCAAAUCUGCAGUUUCGUGGUCCACAAGAGGUGUCAUGAAUUUGUCACUUUCACCUGUCCCGGCGCGGACAAGGGUGCAGAUUCCGACGUGAGUCCUCGUUGGUUCUUGUUGAAACUAAAAGGAAACAAAACGGGUUCGGGAACGAGCGAUUCCCGAACGAAGCACAAGUUCAAAGUGCACACGUACAGCAGCCCGACGUUCUGCGAUCAUUGCGGCUCGCUUCUCUACGGCGUCCUGCACCAAGGAAUGAAAUGCGAAGGUCUCCGUUCUUUUGCGACCAUUGUGGUUCUCUUGUCUAUGGUCUUUUCCCACAGGCUUGGAAAUGCUCCUGAGGUUAUGUGUGACUCUCAUUUUUCUCCGUGGACGGGGGCAGCAUGUGACAUGAACGUACACAAGCGGUGCGUGGAAAGCGUGCCGAAUUUGUGCGGAUGCGAUCACACGGAGCGUCGUGGGAGGAUCGAGCUCAAGAUCCGGACCUCCAACAAUGGCUCGCGACUCAUUGCGGAAAUUCGUCAGGCGAAGAAUCUGAUCCCGAUGGACCCGAACGGAUUGAGUGAUCCAUACGUGAAGCUAAAACUCAUCCCAGACACAGAUUCAGUGAAGAAAAAGACGAAGACCAUCCGAUCCUGCCUCAAUCCUGUCUGGAAUGAGACCCUCGAGUUCGAUUUGAAGCCGGAGGACAAGGACCGUCGCUUACUGAUUGAGAUGUGGGACUGGGACCGAACGUCUCGGAACGACUUCAUGGGGAGCCUCAGUUUCGGGAUCUCUGAGAUCCUGAAAAGCGCCGUGGAUGGGUGGUACAAGCUUCUGACCCAGGAGGAAGGCGAGUACUACAACGUCCCGGUCCCACCCGAGGGCUCCGACAUCGCCCAGCUCAAGAGUCAGAUGCGGAAGAGUUCGUUUCUGCGAGAGAAGCCCCUGAUGCCGCCGGUGACUCGGGACUCCAACAACCUGAGGGAAAAGGACGUGAUCCGGGCCACGGACUUCAACUUCCUCAUGGUCCUCGGCAAAGGAUCCUUCGGCAAGGUGUUGCUGGCGGAGAGGAAGGGGACGGAGGAGUUGUAUGCGAUCAAGAUCCUGAAGAAGGACAUCAUCAUCCAGGACGACGACGUGGAAUGCACGAUGAUCGAGAAACGCGUCCUCGCCCUUGCCAGCAAACCCCCUUUCCUCGUCCAACUACAUUCCUGCUUCCAGACCAUGGACCGUCUCUACUUUGUGAUGGAGUACGUGAAUGGUGGAGACCUCAUGUUCCAGAUCCAGCAGUGUGGCAAGUUCAAGGAACCCGUCGCUAUCAUCCUGUACCAGCCAUAUGGGAAGUCAGUUGACUGGUGGGCGUACGGAGUGCUGCUGUAUGAGAUGCUGGUGGGGCAGCCCCCGUUUGAUGGAGAGGAUGAGGAGGAGCUCUUUGCUGCCAUUACCGACCACACCGUCUCCUAUCCCAAGGCCCUCUCCAAGGAGGCUAAGGAUGCCUGCAAGGGGUUCCUGACCAAGAACACUUCAAAGCGGCUCGGCUGUGCACCAAAGGGGGAGGAGGAUGUGAGAGUUCACCCAUUCUUUCGUCGCAUUGACUGGGAAAAAAUUGAGAACCGGGAAGUGCAACCCCCUUUCAAGCCUAAGAUUAGACACAGGAAGGACGUGAGCAACUUUGACCGCCAGUUCACAUCAGAGAAGGUGGAGCUCACGCCGACAGACAAGGUUUUCCUCAUGAACCUGGACCAGACAGAAUUUGCUGGCUUCUCCUACCUCAACCCCGAGUUCAUCAUCCACAUAUAAUCGCUCUUGCUCUCACAUUUCCUAUUAUUUCUCUAUUGCAUAUUUUUGUCUAUUACUUUCAGAAGGCCCUCAUGCAUGAUCUGAAAUCUCAUCCAUGUUUCCAUUAGCAUAUUUUCCACUGUUUAUGCUUGCAUUAUUCUCAGCAUGCCUUGGACAUUUUUAUGAGAUAGUAUUCAUUCAAAUAUUUUAAAAAUUUAUUUACAUGUUCCUUUUUCAAAUAAUUCAUAUACACCUAAAAAAGCUUCCCCAAAUUAAAUAUGAGAACCAACCUCACCCAGAUUUUUAUUAGACUUUGGAUGAACCUUUGAUGGUGUGCAGAGGUCCUCAGAGCCACUUUGCAUGAAGAAAUUAUUGUAGCAUGUUAUGGCAUUCUCUGGAAGUUUUCUAAAGUGAAGAUUUAAUAAAGAGUAAAGAUUUCUUAAGAUAUUUUUUCGUGAAUGUUCUACCCAAAGGUGAUGUAAUGUCCAAAUUCACUUGGCUAUUUUUAACCCCUCAAGCCAGUCAUUUUCUUAAGGUUGAAAAUAUGAAAGCCAAAGGCUAUUUUAAGACGAUAAUUAGUUUGCAUGCAUCUAGCUGAUGCAUGCUAAACAUCCCAUUUAACCUAUGUCGAUCAAAUGCUUGGAUGAUUUGAAAUCUCUGCAUUGCAAAUCCCCUCAAUCCUGGGUUGAGGUUGAGACCCUCAAUUGCUCAAUAGUGAAGGGGAUUCCUAUGACAUGCAAGACUCCAUGCAUUGAUGUUUCUUGUGCAAGACCAAUUCACCUUUCCUAUCAUUGUCAUAGGAAUAUUUGAGAGUUUUUAUCAAUAUUUUCCUUGGGCAAACCUUGUAUUUUUCCCUCUAUCUCCUUAAAGACAGGUUGAGGAUUCACAUUGGGCUCAUAGUAUUAUGAUUGUUCUGGGAUGCCUCAUAAAACUUGCUUUCUGCAUUAUAAAUUUCCUAUGAGGUUCAUCCUAAAAUGAUCUCAACAUUAUGAGAACUUUGUCAAUCCUAGCCAUGCACUUUCCACUUUUCAUCAAUAAUAUUGAACAGAUGACUGAAAUGAAAGUGAUUGCUUAACUUUGCUUACUAGUACACUGCAUAUCGAAUUGAGGUGUAUGUAUUUCAUUCCAGCUUGAGGGGUUAAAAAGAAAUUCAUUAUCCUCUUGAAUGAUGUUGAUUGAUCGUGUAUGAUUACAGUUCUUUUAACUUUGUGGGAAGAGCAGCCAUCCACAUAUCCUAAAGCAUUGUUAGGGCUCUUUCUUAACAUUGGAAUAAACAGAAAUGUGAGUAUUACUGCAUGUGGUAAGUGAGUGAUUGUUCUUCCCACGAAGAAGCUUCGCAGAUAUCCUUGCAACCUUGCAGAAGCCCGCGUUCCCAUCCAUUCCUACUCAUGUUCUUUCUUUCCUUCCUCUGCUUGUGAUCUCAAGGUGCAUCCCCUUCCCAAUUUUUUUUUAUUAUCAGAGGCUUCAGAGGAUUUAGAUAGAAGACUUAUUUUGUGUCAAGCCGGCCUUGACCUCCGAGUUGUUGCUUGCCUUGGGAUGACUCGUUUGGCUUCUCUGUAGUAUGUAGUUAGGGCUAGGGGUCUCAAUUGCCAGUUUUUUCUUGAUAAAAAACAUUGUAUAAUGAUAUGUUUUGCAAGGCAUCUAUUGAGGGCAAGGAAUUAUAUCUUUAUGAAGCUUGAAAAUGUUUCAAAUUGAUGUAAUCGAUUCAAAACCAUAUUGGAUUGGAUUAAUCGAUAUUGCAUCUGGAUUUCUUUCAUAUUUGGAAAUACUUGGUCGAUAUCUUUGAAGCUUUGUUUGCUUUGAUUCUAUCAUGGGACACUUGUAGAUAUAAGCAUGAAAUGUGAAGCUUGAAUGACAUCCAUCGCCAAAAUCUUCAGAAAUAUUCUACCUGGAAGUACGGGAGAAAAUGACUUGGUGGAAGAGGAUUUUUCGUGCAUCUUUGAUUGGAAACGUCCCAGCCUUCUCCCAUUGACAUUGCCAAACGGUGUCUGACUUUGGGACUAUAUACCGACUUGUAUUUGACCAGUCGAUGCGAAUGAAACCCAGGAAUCUUUGAGAUUCUCCCACCCCAUCC
Molecule: messenger RNA, 4120 nt
Organism: Darwinula stevensoni
Lineage: Eukaryota; Metazoa; Arthropoda; Ostracoda; Podocopida; Darwinulidae
Source: the annotation of a GenBank genome assembly